AAGAAUAAGUGUCGGUCACCUCUUGGGAUUUCACUUCCCAUAUUAUUUUAUUAUAUUAUAUAUAGAACAAGCUUUCUUCUUCAAAAGCUGUUAUUACAGUUAAACCAUCCUAAAUUUUAUUUAAUUUUAAUUUUAUUUUAAUUUUAUUUUCUGGGUUGUUUAAAUAUUUAUAAAUCUUGAACUGUGUUUUGCUUAGAGCAUCGAGUUCUCCAUUCAAGAAAAAUGAAUGGAAUAAUAUUACUGAUUUAUAUGGUGAUUAUUGUGGGGAGAGGUGAAAGCUUCUUUGUUGAUAUUACAUAUGUUGAGAGUGCUGUGGCUAAAGGAGCAGUUUGUUUAGAUGGGAGUGCACCGGCGUAUCAUUUCGAUAAAGGAUCUGGAGCUGGAAUUAACAAUUGGUUAGUUCAUAUUGAGGGAGGAGGGUGGUGCAACAAUGCCACGACUUGCUUAGCUCGAAGAAACGGCCGAUUAGGUUCGUCGAAGCAAAUGGCUAAACAGAUUGCUUUUUCCGGGAUUUUUAGCAAUAAGCCCCAAUUUAACCCUGAUUUCUAUAAUUGGAAUCGGCUCAAGGUUAGAUACUGCGACGGGGCGUCGUUUACCGGCGACGUUGAAGCAGUUGAUCCUGCUACUAAACUUUACUACAGAGGAGCGAGGGUAUUUGUCGCUGUUAUCGAGGAUCUAUUAGCAAAAGGAAUGAAGAAUGCUGAAAAUGCUAUUUUAUCCGGAUGUUCGGCGGGUGGAUUGACAUCAAUUCUUAACUGUGAUAGAUUCAAAUCUCUUCUUCCAAUAAGCACAAACGUAAAGUGCUUUGCCGAUGCCGGUUUUUUCAUUAAUGCGAAGGAUGUUUCUGGAGCUCAGCAUAUCGAACAGUUCUACAACGAUGUUGUUACUACACACGGAUCAGCAAAGCAUUUGGCCCAAUCAUGCACCUCGAAAAUGAAACCGAGUCUGUGCUUUUUCCCGGAAAACAUGGUACAAGCAAUUCAGACGCCAAUUUUCGUUGUAAAUGCCGCCUACGAUUCAUGGCAGAUUAAGAAUAUAUUGGCACCUGGAGUAGCUGAUCCACAUGGUCUGUGGCACAACUGCAAAACUGAUAUAAAAAAAUGCUCCACCACUCAACUUCAAACCAUGCAAGAGUACCGAUUAGAGUUUUUAAAGGCGUUGAGUGGAUUAAUGUCGGCCAAAUCGAAAGGGUACUUCAUAAACUCUUGCUACGCACACUGCCAAACCGAAACGCAAGAAACAUGGUCCACCAACAUUUCUCCCAUGUUAAAUAACAAGACGAUUGCAAAAGCAGUAGGAGAUUGGUUUUACGAGAGAAGUCCGUUUGAGAAGAUUGAUUGCCCUUACCCUUGUGACAAAACUUGUCACAACCGAAUUUUCGAUCCACAAGACAAUUCAUUAGCAUAGACUAUAUAUAUAUAUAUAUAUAUAUAUAUAUAUAUAUAUAUAUAUAUAUAUAUAUAUAUAUAUAUAUAUAUAUAUAUAUACACACACACACACAGAAGAAAACAGUUCAAUAUUAUUUAUUAAGGCUUAUAAAUAAGGAUAAUGUAUAACCAGUACAAAAUGAAGUUGUUCUGUGCUUGAGGGUGUCUAUUCUUACUACAUUAUGAAAUAUAAUAUAAAUUUUCAGCUUU
Molecule: messenger RNA, 1637 nt
Organism: Erythranthe guttata (spotted monkey flower)
Lineage: Eukaryota; Viridiplantae; Streptophyta; Magnoliopsida; Lamiales; Phrymaceae
Product: pectin acetylesterase 8
Biological process (GO): cell wall organization
Cellular component (GO): plant-type cell wall
Molecular function (GO): pectin acetylesterase activity
Source: RefSeq, a predicted model, not a curated record